UGAAAAUCACUACCCGGAAGUGUCAGCUGGUCGGAACUGUUCCUGCAGAUGUAUCGCCGUGCAUGUUUCGCGUAGCAAGCAGAAUAUGAUAACCUCUUUUAGUACUGCUCAUUUACAUUAAAAUUGCAUAUUGCAAAGUGUACUUAUAUGCCGAAGCAACCCGACUGUGCUCAUAGUUGUUUUGACUUUCCUACCUGUUUUGUUAAAUAAAGCCACCUGUCAAACAGAGCUAGCUUGCAUUAGCUUGUAGUGUAAAGCAGGGGGACGGUUUUCUGCAGAGUUUCCAGAUCUAAUGUUGACUACAUAAAGAUCCAAGAAGGACGGUCAAUGGCAGCUCGACAACCAUUCACUGACACGGAUACUGCCGACGAGGCCGUGAGGGCGACCUGUGACGAUGCAACGACAUGUAAAAGACAAAACAAUACAGGAUGAAGCAGCAAAACAAAAUGGAGCAGAACAAUGCAACCUUUUCUCAUUCCAGGAGAUUUGCUACCAGCAAAAACUAUUGGAAAGACCCCUACAUCCAGUAUUUCGCACGAUCUAUAGGGGAACGAAAGGCACCUGAAAUCAACAGAGGUUACUAUGCCCGUGUUAGAGGAGUGAACCGUCUGCUUGAUGCGUUUAUAAAGAAAACAGACUGCGACUGUCAAAUAAUAAAUCUAGGUGCCGGGCUGGACACCACGUUUUGGAGGCUAAAGGAUGAGAACCUCAUGCCAAGGAAAUUCUUUGAAGUUGACUUUCCAACAGUUGUGGCCAGGAAGAUACACAAUAUAAAGACAAAACCGCCUCUAUCCAAACCCCUCAUCGAAACCCACUCCACAGACUCCUUACUGCUAGAUGCCCACAGCCUCGAUUCAGAUCGGUACUGUAUCAUCGGAGCAGACCUCAGAGACGUCUCCAGUAUGGAUGAAAAACUUAAAAAGUUCCAGCUUAAUCCAGAAUUACCCACAUUGCUCCUCUCCGAGUGUGUGCUGGUCUACAUGACACCCUCCCAGUCCUCCAACCUGGUUCACUGGGCAGCAGAAACCUUCCACACUGCCAUGUUCAUCAACUAUGAGCAGGUGAACAUGAGUGACCGCUUUGGCCAGGUGAUGAUCGAGAACCUGCAGCGCCGCCAGUGCACACUGGCAGGAGUGGAAGUCUGCCAGUCUCUGAACUCUCAGAAGGAGAGGUUUCGGAAGACAGGCUGGGAGCAUGCAGAUGCUCUGGACAUGAUGACAGUCUACGGUAUGCUCCCACAGGAUGAUGUGGCAAGAAUCGAGAGUCUGGAGUUUUUGGAUGAGAGGGAGCUCUUACAACAGCUUCUUCAACACUACAGCAUAUGUUGGGCCACCAAGGACAAGCUCAAUCUGGGUCUGUCACAGCUGGGAUUUUGAGAGUGAAACUGCUCCACUGUUGGACUUCUGCUUCAUGUGUGCAUACGCCAAAAUCAACAACAGGAGAAGAUGUGUAAAGGGGAGUAAUUGGGAAAGAGGAAACCCUCAUUCUCCAUCAAGCCCUCGACUGGGAGCCCUUUCCGGUGUGAAAACUCCCCGCAUCAGCAGAAUGUGAUUUAAUGAGCAUCCUUCUGCGACCCGGAGUGUGUGUGGAAGAAAAUAAAUGGUUGUAUUAGGAGCUGUGAUGAGGUCUAAGACUACAUAAGCAAUGAAAUGUCAAUUGUAAAUGUAGUUUGAGUCAUUAAAGAAUGUAGGAAAUUUGAAGAACACAAAUAUCAUUUGAUAUCGUCUGGUUUAUGUGCCAUUUUGAUGUUAUUUAGAAAUCAGCUGUGCUUCCCAGACUAACAAAACGCACAUGCAUGUGAUAGAAAUGCUGCCAGUGGCAAGAAAUGCUUCUUACCUGCAAUCCUUGGUUUAUUAAUACUUGCCCGUAAAGGUUUUCUAACAGAAUGUUCAGGUUAGUUUGUGAUAGACUAUUUUAAAGAAUGCAGGUCAGAAUAAAAAUGUUCUUUGUGUAA
This is a messenger RNA of Notolabrus celidotus (New Zealand spotty), 1954 nucleotides long. RefSeq names its product leucine carboxyl methyltransferase 1 (gene lcmt1). Lineage: Eukaryota; Metazoa; Chordata; Actinopteri; Labriformes; Labridae. Bases 429 to 1376 code for a protein of 315 amino acids. The record is from RefSeq and is a predicted model, not a curated record. Gene Ontology annotation, biological process: C-terminal protein methylation. The transcript has 12 exons. Gene Ontology annotation, molecular function: protein C-terminal leucine carboxyl O-methyltransferase activity. Gene Ontology annotation, cellular component: cytosol.